AUGGACGUGUCAAACACAAGGAGGAUUGUGCUGCUUGGAAAAUCCGGAGUCGGAAAGAGCAGCCUUGCUAACAUCAUAUUGGGAGAGGCCAAAUUCAAAGUGGACCAUUGUAAUGACUCAAAACUGAAAUGUUCUUCAGUAGAAACCAAAUCCAUCGACGGACGAAGUAUCACUUUGAUCGACACACCUGGCUUCUUCGAUGCAGGCCGGUCUGAGGCGGAGACGAAGCCGGAGAUGGUGCGGUGUCUCACAGAGAGCGCGCCUGGGCCCCAUGCUAUUCUCAUUCUGCUUCAAGUGGAGAAAUUCACCGAGCACGAGAGGGCCGUGAUCACGCAAAUGUUUCAGUAUUUCUCUGAAGAUGCAUUCAAACACGCCGUAAUUGUCUUCACUCAUGGCGACCAGCUCCCCGAAGGAAUGAAAAUAGAGGAGUACGUCGAGCAGAGUGAAGGUUUGAGUGAUCUGGUGCACAAGUGCGGAGGCCGGUGCCACGUCUUUGACAGUAAAUACUGGAAGAGCAAUGAAGGGCACCAGUACAGAAGUAACCAGUUCCAGGUGGGAGAGUUACUCAACACUAUAGAUAAGAUAGUGAUAGAAAACAAUCCAGCCUACUACACAGAUGAAAGUCUUCAAGACAUAGAAAGGGCUAUAGAGAGAGAGGAAGGGCGCAUUAGAGCAGCAUCAGGAAACAUGACACAGGAAGAGGUCAGAAAACAGGCGAAAGGCAACGUCUUGAAGAAGCAGGUGGACAACGCACCUCGAACCUGGAUUACAAAAAACAAGGCCGAAGAUAGUGCCAUGCUCAAAUUCCUGCUCUACCCUUAG
Molecule: messenger RNA, 822 nt
Organism: Eleginops maclovinus (Patagonian blennie)
Lineage: Eukaryota; Metazoa; Chordata; Actinopteri; Perciformes; Eleginopidae
Product: GTPase IMAP family member 7-like
Exons: 3
Coding region: 1-822 (273 amino acids)
Molecular function (GO): GTP binding
Source: RefSeq, a predicted model, not a curated record